AUGAACGGAAAAAUUGUCUUGUUUUUAUUCGCGGUCGGCUUUGUUGGACAGGCCAUGUCAGCCGCAACCAAUACUACAGUUGAAGUCGAAGACCUUAAAAAAGUUGCUGAUCAAAUGUCACAAACUUUUAUGUCUGUUGGCAAUCAAUUAUUGGGAAUUGCCCAACAAUUCAUUGAACAAUUUGGAACUAUAAUGACUAAAGGAUUCGAAGACAUGGACACAGAUAUUAAUAAAAUGAUGGAUAUCGUUAAAAACGCUGACCCGAAAUUGGUUGAAAAAUACGAUGACUUACAGAAGGAGUUGAAAAAACACCUUGGUGCUGUCAAAGAUCUGUUGGAAGAUAAAAACGGUGAAAAGGUAGAAUUAAAUAAAAUCACCGAAAACGUUAUCAAAACUACCAAUGACAUGGAAGCUACCAUGAACAAGGCCAUCGAUGGAUUCAAGAAACCAUGA
This is a messenger RNA of Macrosiphum euphorbiae (potato aphid), 453 nucleotides long. The record is from the annotation of a GenBank genome assembly. NCBI's taxonomy places the organism in Eukaryota, Metazoa, Arthropoda, Insecta, Hemiptera, Aphididae.